Molecule: messenger RNA, 948 nt
Organism: Cherax quadricarinatus
Lineage: Eukaryota; Metazoa; Arthropoda; Malacostraca; Decapoda; Parastacidae
Source: RefSeq, a predicted model, not a curated record
ACAGUUCUCUGGUGAUGUGUAUGUGUGAUAAAACGUACGAGCAGUGCGCGUCUGCUUGUGGUAAUAUUUUUUCCUGUUGGGGUAAGAGUUCACCUGGAGGAACACCAUUUCUGAUUUUUUCCUCUGGGGGUAAGACGAGUGACAAAAAAAUCACCUCAUUAACAACAUUCACAAUUUGAAGACGGUCCCACUGUCGACACAUUCAUCUGUGUAACUAAACCUCAACAUCACCAGCAAGAUCAGAUGCAAGGAGAUCAACACUGACUCAUCUGUAAACCUAAGCAUCAAUCAGCAUCAGGUACUCUUAACAUGCAGAUAGAGACCGAGCUCUCGACGCGCCUAUGAAACCUAACCAAAAUAAACAGCCUCCUGUAUAGGCCUGUUAACAAGUUACGAUGAUGAAGGAAGACGAUAUAGUUAAUUAGAAAACAAAGAUAAGAGGUAAAUACACGUGGAGAAGCUGAUCAAGUGAAGAGCGAGGAAAGGAAGGGCGAACGAAGCAAAGAAGAGAGGAAAAGAAAAUAUAUAUUGGUCAAUAUGUCUCGUAUCGAGUCGUUCAACAUGACGGUCGGUUACAACCCCGUUAAACCAGGUGACGUCGGUGAGGAGUUCUGGAACCUCCAAGACCCCAACAGGAGUCGCAGGAUCCCGUUGGCGCUGUUAAGGGAUCGCAUCCUGCAGACCAAGGACGCUGAUAGCAUCCCCAACGCCCUGGUGGUGCAGAUCCUCCGUCAGGCAGACAAGAACCGGGAUGGUUACUUAGACUACGACGAGUACAUGCGUUAUGCAGAAGCAUCAGCAGAGUACUCUAGGUCGCGACACGCAUUUAACACAGCAGCUCUCAGUGUCAUCCCACGGAAAGAGAGGACCGCAGUGACCAGGACCUACCUGCAGGAGUACAAGUGCUGUCCACCAGCGCUCUUCAUGGUCACAACCACACUCAUCGAG